Serendipita indica DSM 11827 is the source of this 1665-nucleotide messenger RNA. NCBI's taxonomy places the organism in Eukaryota, Fungi, Basidiomycota, Agaricomycetes, Sebacinales, Serendipitaceae. The record is from the annotation of a GenBank genome assembly.
AUGUCCUUCAAGGAGCUCAAGGCAAAACGAGAUGUAAAAGGGAAACAGAGCAUCUUGAAACAGACAGAAGACGAACAACAGAUGCAAAAGGAUGAGGAAAACCAAGGCAGUGACGACUUGUAUGAGCUCAAGGGAACCAAUCUAAGACUGGGAACAAGCACGCUAGGUGGACGAGGUCUUUUCACUCAAACCGAUGCAAAGCCAGGCACUAGGCUCCUUAGCGUGCGGCCGCAUAUUCACGCAGUUUCUGCGCGAUUUUUGGAAGACAACUGUACACUAUGCACAUCUGAAGAGAACGUUCGACGGUGUACUCGAUGCAAAAAGGUAGCAUACUGCUCUACAGAAUGUCAGACAGCGGAUUGGGGCAUACACAAGCAAGAAUGUCAAUCUCUCCGUCGCUGGGCUGAAGCCUCCGGCUCUGAUUCCACUCCUGCGGACAGUAUCCGUGCCAUCUCUCGUCUAUUGUGGAUGAGAAAUAUCAAAGGAGCAGACUCUAUAUGGUGGCGACAAAUCGCUGCCAUGCAGUCGAACCGAGAACACCUGUCAUUAUCCACGCAAGAGAGUUAUACUCACUUGGCACAAUCUCUCGUUCUCUACAUGAAAAUUGAAUCACCCGAGGGCCUGCGAGAAUAUGGCAUAGAAUCCGGAAAGGAUCUCGUAGACCUCAUGUCAAAGUUUACAACAAACUCCUUCACGCUGACUUCGACCUUUCUCAACGCUAUCGGAGUGGCAACCGCACCGAUACCAGCACUUAUCAACCACUCAUGUCAACCAAACGCAGUCGUAGUCUUUCCGGCGACCCGAAAGGGCGCUCCACCAACAUUGGAUGUCAUUGCUAUCCAGCCUAUUCGCCGAGGAGAAGAGGUUCUUGCUGCCUACGUUGAUAUCACUCUACCAAGAGAAAUACGACAAAAGUCGCUAAAGGAGACAUACGCCUUUGAAUGCAGCUGCACCUUGUGUAAAUUAGCAGGUACACUGGAUUUACGAGAGUGCGUAUUUUGCCCCAAGUGCAACGAAGGAUUCCUCUCAAGCCACAAAGGGCAAAGUGCACCGUGUAGCAAAUGCGGUGCUACAUUAUCAGUAUCCCAGGGCGUGAGGGAGAGAAUAAGACUAGGGACGGAAGGACUAGAAAAGGCGGAGAAACUGCAGUGGCAAGAUCCAGAGCAGGCUUUACGCCUCACUACUAACCUCAAUACCCUUCUCGCACCAGAUCUACCCCCAACGUCCCACCCUCGACUCGCGCUGAUGCGUCUAAAUCAUACACUUCUUCUCGAGCGUCUUAAUCUCGACCCGAAAGAAUCCAAUGGGCCCUCCUGCACGCAGAUUGUCGCCGCACUGGUGGAUCUGCUACCGCAUGGCCAUCCAACCCGUUGCGUUGCGAUUGCGGCGUUAGCGAGAUUGCUACGUGUUGACGAAGAUCAGGACCAACCAAAAGAAGACGAAAAUUCGCCCACAAACACUUUCCCACCUCACGGCUACCAGCGUCUCGUCCUCGCAAAGGAAACCCUGCUCCGCGCAUUGGCAGAAGUCAAUAUAGGCCUACCAGGUGGUGCAUUAUUCGAGGCGAUACGACGACUGUUAGACGAUACGGAGAGAGAGCUUGCCGUGUUCAAGAGGGGCGUGCGUAAUGCGCAAGCUAAUGCAGUGGCGGCGGCAAAGGGAUAA